This is a messenger RNA of Sphaeroforma arctica JP610, 875 nucleotides long. RefSeq lists its product as hypothetical. The record is from RefSeq and is a predicted model, not a curated record. Gene Ontology annotation, biological process: DNA-templated transcription. The transcript has 6 exons. The coding region runs from base 1 to 852 and encodes 283 amino acids. Gene Ontology annotation, molecular function: DNA binding; DNA-directed RNA polymerase activity. NCBI's taxonomy places the organism in Eukaryota, Ichthyosporea, Ichthyophonida.
AUGCCACUCCACAGCAUCAAACUCGAUCUCGAGCGUAUUCGCUUACUGCGUCUGAACGUGACGGUAUACGACAUCGAGGACGCGCUCAUGGGCAAGCACGCACAGAAACUGAAGAUCAAGCUGAGUCCGGCUCUGAUCCAGACCUUUGAGGAUAAGGGCGUCAUCCGAGUGUUCCCUCCCAUGAUCCUGACCAAGUCCAAACGAGAGAAGAAUGUCUUCCACGUCAUACAGUUCCUCAAACGAGAGCUACCCAACGUCAUCGUCUGUGGAAUCCCAACGAUAACCCGAGCGGUGAUCAACAAGGCAGAGAAGGACUUUAAGGUCAACGGCUACAAUCUGCUGGUGGAGGGUAACGAACUCAGCACUGUUCUCUCAACACCAGGCGUAGACAGCACGAAGGCGGUGUCUAAUCACGUGAUGGAAAUGGAGAAGACUUUGGGCAUUGAAGCAGCCAGACAGACCAUCAUUGUACAGAUCGACAAUGUCAUGAGUAGUUACGGAAUCAAGGUGGAUACGAGGCAUCUGAUGUUACUCGCUGAUCUGAUGAGUUGCAAAGGCGAGAUUCUGGGUAUUCAACGUCAUGGUAUCUCUAAGAUGAAGGACAGCACCUUUGCUCUGGCAUCUUUCGAGCGCACGUGUGAUAAUCUGUUUGAGGGUAGUGUGCAUAGUCAGGUGGACAAGAUCACCGGCCCCAGUGAAUGCAUUAUGAUGGGCAUCCCUAUCUCCAUUGGCACGGGCAUGUUUAAGUUACUGAGAGACCCCGUUACACCCGGGAGCUCUCACGUGAGGCAAACGGUCUAUGAACCCAAACCAGUCCUGUUUGAUACGCCGGAAUUGCAUACACCCGUGUGAAUAAACGUAUAAACGUGUACCGA